CGCAAAGCAUGUAACUUUUGGUGGUCCAACGCGAAGAAGGAACUCACGUCGACGUCAAAACAACAAGUGUCGAACAACAGCAACAACACCAUCUUCAACUCUGCACUGAAACCAGACAACAACAACAACAACAACAACAACAAAUUCAUAAUGGACCCCGCAUCUCCAUCGCCCGUCUCACAAAUCAUGAACUCUCCUGGGCUUCCGCCCAUUCCAGACCACAUCAUCGUAACGUUCGAGGGAAAAGUCCGAGAAAUGCUGCGGAUAACACGCGACUCGACGGAUGAGAAGCAGAGAGGACGAUCGGGGUCGAGGCAGCGGUACUAUACGGGGGACAGGUCACCGAAGCGGGAAAUCGAUUGAGGCCGUCGGAUGUGCAGGGUACGGAAAUCCGUAAUUACGAUUGGACAAAAUAUGAUCUUGCGUCGUCGACGAUACCAUGGCGUUUAAGGGGGUGGGAAUUUCGGGUCAUCCAAGGACACCUGGGGCUGAGUACCUCCAGCAUCUUCCCUGGGUUGGUGGGAGCUUGAUCAAUAUCACUUCAUCCUUUUCAGAAUGUAGCUUCUUUCGUUAUUCGAUGCGUGGAUCCAACGACAGUGAAUACUCCUGCAAGCUUAUUC
Molecule: messenger RNA, 620 nt
Organism: Cucurbitaria berberidis CBS 394.84
Lineage: Eukaryota; Fungi; Ascomycota; Dothideomycetes; Pleosporales; Cucurbitariaceae
Exons: 2
Coding region: 151-363 (70 amino acids)
Source: RefSeq, a predicted model, not a curated record